CCUUCGGUCUUCAUUCAGAUAUCUUACCAUGUGUAGGAAAUCCAUUGCACCCCUAUAAAUAAACUUCCACAUCCUUCCUCCUUGCACUAAAACAUUAUUCAACAACUCCUCUUUUUUCAAACGAUGGAGACCUCCUCAAAAUUCCAUGUUGCUUCUGCGAUUAUUGUUGCGCUGGGAUUAUUCUUCCUAACAGCGGCAGAAUGUCGAAAACCGGUUUCGGGCACGAUCAAUUACUCGGCCAUAAACUGUAGAAAACAUAGUGCUCUUUUGACCGACUUUGGAGCCGUUGGAGACGGAAAAACUUCCAACACAAAGGCCUUUAAGGCUGCCGUUGGUCAUCUAAGUCAGCUUGCAUCCGACGGCGGAGCGCAGCUUAUUGUGCCGCCGGGAAGGUGGCUCACCGGAAGCUUCAACCUCACUAGCCACUUUACCCUCUUCCUCCAAAAGGAUGCCGUGAUUCUUGCGACUCAGGAUGAGUCAGAGUGGCCUCAUCUUCCAGUACUGCCUUCAUAUGGGAGAGGCAGAGAUGCCCCCGGUGGAAGGUUCAGCAGUCUCGUCUUCGGAACAAACCUCACCGACGUUGUAAUUACCGGUAACAACGGCACAAUCGACGGCCAAGGUGCUUCUUGGUGGGCAAAGUUCAAACAAGGUCACUUGACCCUCACCCGACCAUACAUGAUCGAGAUCAUGUACUCUAAUCAGAUUCAAAUUUCUAAUCUCACUUUGGUCAAUUCCCCUUCGUGGUUUGUCCAUCCCAUAUACAGCAGCAAUAUAACAAUCCAAGGGCUCACAAUCCUUGCACCAGUUGAUUCUCCCAACACCGAUGGGAUUGACCCAGAUUCUUGUUCACAAACAAGAAUCGAAGACUGCUACAUUGUCUCUGGAGAUGACUGCAUUGCAGUUAAGAGUGGAUGGGACGAAUACGGAAUCAAAGUAGGAAUCCCAACGGAGCACCUUGUGAUCAGAAGGCUCACUUGCAUUUCACCUGACAGUGCCACCAUUGCCCUAGGUAGUGAAAUGUCGGGUGGAAUCCACGAUGUUAGAGCUGAGGACAUCACAGCCAUUGACACUCAAUCGAGUGUGAGGAUCAAAACUGCCGUAGGAAGAGGAGCUUAUGUCAAAGACAUUUAUGUGAGAAGAAUGACCUUGAAGACAAUGAAGUAUGUCUUUUGGAUGACCGGCUCUUAUGGAUCGCACCCUGACCCCAGCUUUGAUCCUAAAGCGUUGCCUGAGAUUACAAACAUCAAUUACAAGCAGGUUGUGGCAGAAAAUGUUACUUAUUCCGCAAGGCUGGACGGAAUCCCUAAUGAUCCUUUUAAGGGAAUUUGCAUUUCGAAUGUGACCAUCACACUAACUGAGAAGCCGAAAAAAUUGCAAUGGAACUGCACUAAUGUUGAGGGAAUCACAAGUAAUGUGACCCCAAAGGCGUGCGAUUUGUUGCCCGAGCAGAAAGAAGUGGUUGAUUGUGCUUUCCCUGAGGAUAGGUUGGCGAUCGAGGAUGUUAAGUUGGUGACUUGCUCUGCAAGCACCCCCUUCUUCUGAGUGUAUUAGAUGGGAAUUCUUAUACUAAAAGAACAUUGCAGUAUGAA
Molecule: messenger RNA, 1589 nt
Organism: Pyrus x bretschneideri (Chinese white pear)
Lineage: Eukaryota; Viridiplantae; Streptophyta; Magnoliopsida; Rosales; Rosaceae
Product: probable polygalacturonase
Exons: 5
Coding region: 124-1542 (472 amino acids)
Biological process (GO): carbohydrate metabolic process
Molecular function (GO): polygalacturonase activity
Source: RefSeq, a predicted model, not a curated record